Phaeodactylum tricornutum CCAP 1055/1 is the source of this 1589-nucleotide messenger RNA. RefSeq lists its product with no specific name. Gene Ontology annotation, molecular function: glycosyltransferase activity. Lineage: Eukaryota; Bacillariophyta; Bacillariophyceae; Surirellales; Neidiaceae. Bases 57 to 1589 code for a protein of 510 amino acids. The record is from RefSeq and is a predicted model, not a curated record. The transcript has a single exon.
GAACGCAAGACAACUGUCGUCCAGCAGUACUGGAGAAGAAGUGUCUACAGUAUUGUAUGAAACGUCGAUGGACGUCGCACGGACUGGGUUAUGCGGCGGUGCUGACGGCUCUGGCCGGACUCGGUUACCAUCAACGUGUCGUGCGAUGGUACGGGAGGACGUCCAUUGCCCCGACGUUGGACUUCCCGUCUAUCGUUACUACUAGUCCAACACUGACGCACGGGACCGACCCCACUCGGCAUACAUUCUACCUACUCCCCGUGCCGGAACUCACCACCUGGUUGGUGGGGAACUUUACGUCGGAAGCCGUCCACUUUUACAACCAUACGAUCAACGAAGAACGGGCCGAAAUCUGGCUGCAUCGAGGAUUCGAACGUCUGCAGCACCACCACGGACGCACCGAAGACCCCGACGAAGCACACGUUGUGAUUAUACCAGCCUACCUGCAUUUCAACGCCUUUUUAUUGCGCAACCUCGGUAUUGCCGACGAGGCAACGCACCGGGGUCGACGCCAGCGUCCCGUGGAACAACACGACACGGAACGUAAACCUAACUCGUUGCCCUGGACAGCCUCGCUCUGGGGUCCGGAAAUUAUUCGCCGGGUACGGGUACACAACGUUAGUAAACCUCACGUUUUGGCCGUACCGACCUGGAAUCCUAAAGUCAGUCGCAAAAUUGGUCUCCCGACUUUGGUGCACUCGUUGACCCGUAACGAAGUCAAUCUCUACGCCUUGGGCCUGGAACGCAACUCGUUUUGGUACCAUUUACCAACAACACGCAUACUGCCCGUUCCCUACGUUGUUGCCACCGCCGACCACGCCAUUGCAACGGCCUCUCCGGCGCUAUCGAUGACCCCACGAACGCCGUCUACCGCCACUACACCGUCCACCCGCACUAUCUUUUUCGCCGGCGAUGCCCGUCCCAACGCUGGCUUCUGGUCCGGUUGCCAUCGAGCGCAACUCCUAUUCCCACUCGUCAAUGUUACCCUAUCGACGACGGCUGCCACCUACCACAUGGACGUGCGCGUGAGCUCAAAAACUCUUCCCCAGCGACUGUCCCAAGCCGCGUACAAUGAUCGAAUACGGACGGCAACUUUUUGUUUAAUUCUUUGUGGGGAUACACCAACGUCACGCUCGCUGGCAUCGGCCAUGAGUCGCGGUGGGGAUCCGAAACGUGACGAGAAGGACGACAGGAACGGUUCCAUAGAUUCGGGUUGCGUUCCGCUGCGCAUUGGAUCGCGUUGGCGAGGAUUUUGCGACGCACCCUGCCGGGAGGGAUGGGGGUGGAACGUGGCGAAUCGUUCCCAUUUGCCGUUCGGUGGCACAAUAAUAGAUUGGUCAGUCUUGCCCGAACUCGACGAAGCCGCCUUUGCUACUGAUCCGGUAGGCACAAUCCAUACUUUCUUAUCCACUACCAGCGAAGCGCAGAUUGCCGUAUGGCAACAAAGGAUCCGUCGCCACGGCCAAGCUUGGAUGUACGGUUAUGGACACCCGGUCACGUCCAACGACUUUGGCAGGGCCGUCGAGUACGUCUGGCGUUCCCUCGCCGACGCCUUGCCACGCGUCGACGCGUACGGUCUGGCAGAGUGA